CGACAACCGUAAUAAUUAACAUCGAAUAACAAAAAGUUACCUUACGAUCGAGGUAGGAAAAUGAAAACAGAAUUAGUGCUAGCUAACCAACGACUUAAGAAGGUCAAAUACAGACAAAUAUGUGUUGGAGAAAAAACGGCAGAUGUCAUACAUAAAAGAAUAGGAGAUAUUCAAUAAAUCUAUUUUGGAAUUGCAAUUACAAAGCAAGCUAAAUAUAUCUGUAAAGAUAUAAUAUUCCUAAAAUGAACGUCUGCCGUACCUAGAGAAUUAUAAAAUAGAACCAAGCUUUUAAUAUCCCACAAAGACAACUUAUAUGGAAAAUGCACUAAGAAUAACAUUCCUAUUAAUUAUCUGGAACGUAAAUCUUCCCUAAGAUGUGUAUACUCCUAGAGCCGCUUACCGUCUGAUAAACCGGCACGUCCAUAAGCCAACACUUGGAAUUAGAGCUGAAGGAAUUUCAUCUAGAUUGGAACAAAGAUAAGUGUACUUAAUUAAUGUUCUCAUUUAUAGACCGAAUUGUGUUCCGCAAUAUAUUAUAUAUUUAUUCUACAUUUGUUGUUAAGCAUUAGAUUAUUUUUUAACUUCCCUUAUCAUAUCUUUUACUAUCGGUUGUGUCUACACAACAAAUAAUAUGUUGUCAAUUUUUCAUCUAAAUCUCAAUGCAUGUAAGGGAACAUAAGUACUUAUAGACCUAGAGCAUUGGUCUCUAUAGGGUUCAUUACAUAAUAACUUAGGUAUUGUGGUAGAUAAUAUACAAGUAUAUUAAUACGGUAUUAUGAAGAAUAUCAUCUGGUUCUGUUGACUAGCACUCACUAUUGUUUUUCUGUCUCUUUAUUGUUUGUAUCUGAAAGAAACGUAAACUCAUAUAAAUCAUUUAAUAGUCGGAAACUUUUACGUUAUCUGCUUAUAUCUUGGCAACCAAAAUUUUAACAUUACUCAUAUUCAUUAUUUAUAUUAUUAAUUAAAUUUUACUAUUAUAUAUUCAUCUUGCAAGCCAAUGUUUUACAUUAUUAUACAUUAUUUAUAUUUUUAGCUAGAAAUUUUACAUUAUAUAUAUAUACAUUAGUUACCAAAAUCUUACUUUACAUAUAUCUAGGUAUUUUUUUUACACAAUAAAAAUAAGGUAUACCUAUUGGGUUUGUAUCAUUUCACCUGCACCUGAUAUCUCUCAACUAUAUGUGUUCAUAUAAUAUUUUAUUUCAGGAUUAAGUUAUUUGGAUUGUUUAUAUCUUUCUCCUUAUUUCUCUCUCUCUCUUUCUCUCUCUCUCUUUCCCCCUCUCUCUCUCUCUAUAUCUCUCUCUCUCUCUAUAUAUAUAUAUAUCUCUCCCUAUAUCUCUCUCUCUAUAUAUCUCUCUCUAUAUCUCUCUCUCUCUCUUUUCUAGUCUCCCACACUGUUCUAUCAACGAAGUAAAGGCUCUAAAAGGCAUUUACUUCUGGCGCCCAUCUUUGGUUUAUUGAUCAUAGGUCAGUUCUUUUCUUUUAAGUAUUUCAUUACUUUUUAAUUUUUCUGGUUUCUUCCUUUAUCACUAUCUCUUUCUCCCCUAAACAACAGCACGAAAAUAAGCCGAUCUCCACUUCCUGAGCUUUUACGUCUCAUCCUCAUCCUCAUAAAUAGUUUGUUAUCUUCAUUCUAAUUUUAACUUGUUAAGCCGUUUCUCACUACCCCUUUCUUUCAUCAAUCAAAUUUUAGUAAAAAAAAAAAUAUAACCCUACUAUAAGGGUUACAAAGUGGCGAGCCCAUCGUGGAGCUGUUGUUUUUCAUUUAGGUGGUGAUUUAGUGUUAGUUACACUACAUUCUCUUAUUCAAUUUGGUUAUUGCGAAUUAUCACUUACAGUUUGUUGUUGUUUUGGAAAAAAAAAAAGAAAAAGUUGAUAGUAGCAGUGUAUCAUUUUGUUUUUUUUUUGAGAGAGUAUACAGGUGUAAGGGAAAUUAUUUUAGAAUUGAGGAUAUAGCAUGAAUUGUUGGGUGGUAUACGAACAUAAGUUAAAAGGUAAUAUAUAAAUGUUUAUUGAAGGUGACGUUAAUAUUUAAUAAACUGAAUUUUUACAUUUUUAUACGUUACAUAUUUUUUGGUAUCUUAUAAUUAUUAUGAUAUCCUGUACUGGCACUUGUAUCCACACAAUUAUAUAUUUUGGGUUAUAGGUAUAUGUUUAUUAGGUUCUGAUUUCUAUCUCAAUUUUAGAUUACUGUAUGCGAUUAAAUUUGCGGGCUUUGUGCCAGUUGUAAAAUUUUUUUUUAUUGAGUUUAUCUAUCUAACCUUCAUUGGGGUGUUUUGUCUUGAUACUGAAAGUUUCUUUUUUAAAAUGUCCACUUUUAAAGUUGAUCAUUUACUGGUAAAAGAGUUAGAUUACGAGCUUAAAAUCCGAAGUAUUGAUGUUACUGAAUAUCCUACCGUCGAGGCUAAACGCAAAAUAUUGCGUGGAGCUCUGCGACAGGAGAAGGAAAAUAGGAGUUUUCGGCAAAUUUCUUCCUCCUGUAUUCCCUUUGACAAACAUAAGGAGGAGAUUGAGGACACACUGAAAGACCUUACCCAGAAAAUCGGGAUAUUCAGGGGUACAAUACUGGAUCCUACCUUUGCUAGAUUGUCGUCUAGAGUAGCUCAUUUAUCUGGACGAGUAAGUCGCUUAGAGUGUGAUACCGAUGAACAGGAAUUAUACCAGAAAACCGUCGCAGUCAAAAUCUUGGAUAUUGAAGGUGACCUCGAUGCUCGGGGAAACCCAGCUGCUACCUCCACUCCAAAUGCACCCAUACACAAUGCGUCACCCUUCCCAUUUUCUAAAUCUGCCCAAGUUCAUAAAUGGGGUAUUUCUUUUUCUGGUACAGGUGAUCGUGAUACUGUUGUCGCUUUCUUAGAGAAAGUUGAAUGUUUGCGAAUCUCUAGAUGUAUUCCAGAGGAUGACUUAUUUGCAGCCUCCGCUGAGUUGUUUACCGGUCCUGCGUUCACUUGGUUUAUGAAUAAUCGCUCUAACCUUUCUUGCUGGAAAGAUCUGGUGCAAAAACUUAAAGCUGAUUUCCUACCAUAUUCCUACCAAGAUGAUCUUUUGGAUGACAUUAAAAAGCGGAAACAACUCCAGAAUGAACCCGUUACUAUGUUUAUCAACAACAUCCUUGGGUUGUGUAGUCGUCUUGACAUUCCUCUCACGGAAUCCGAAAAGGUAAGAAUCAUCAUGAAAUCUUUGUUACCCUCAUAUCACUCUCAACUAGCUCUUGUAGAAAUCCGUAGUAUCGACGAACUUACGGAAAAAUGUAAGCGGUUAGAAGAAACAUUUUCUUGGUCUAAUCAACCCUCAACUGUAGUUUCGUCUCGUCCUUUCCCGUCUUCUAGUCAGAAUUCCUUUUCACGAAAUCGAUCAUGGCAAAAUAAAGUACCGAAACACAAUGUAUCUACCGUUACCUCCACGAUCGUAUGUUGGAAUUGUUAUACUCAGGGACAUGCCUUCUCUGCAUGCCCAAACCCCAGAUUGCGUCCCUUUUGUUUUGGGUGUGGCCUUGAAAAUACCACUAAACCCAGGUGUAGGAAUUGUCAGGGAAACGGUCGUUUAGAGGAUUGUACCCUGAGCCCUCCUCUGACAGUCUCUCCAUCAGGGAAUUCCGUAACUUCCAUAAACAAUACAGGACUCAACACGUCAAGCCCUCCCGUACCUUCUACCAGUCGAAAAGGGAAAGGUAUUUCGUCCAAAAAGACAACAACUUCAAACAACAACCUAUCUCAAGAUUAAGUUUUCUGAAGCAGACACCCUUUAAUGUCGAAUCAGAUAAUGAUAGUGUUUCUUUCUCAGUAUCUUCAUUAAAUCUCCCAUCUCCUUGUCUCGAACAAGAACUUAACUCUGCGUUAAUUCCGUUACCUUUACCUUCUUCCAGAAAAAUUAAGGAAGGAGAUACCUGUCUACCUAUAUCUCAAUUUUCUGGCAACACCAUAGUGAUUGAUAAAACAACCUUAGAUUUAAAUUCUCUAUUAGUUAGGAAACAUAACGAUAAUCGUCCGUAUCUCCCUAUCGAAGUAUUAGGUCAAUCUUGUUUAGCACUUCUGGACAGUGGUUCAAACAUAUCUUUACUAGGUUCUUUAUCUCUUCGUUUAAUAGACAACGAUAAAGUCAAAGUUAACCCGAUUUCUUCUCUUCAAGUAUCGACUGCUGAUGGCACUGUACAA
Diabrotica virgifera virgifera (western corn rootworm) is the source of this 4151-nucleotide messenger RNA. RefSeq lists its product as uncharacterized. Gene Ontology annotation, molecular function: nucleic acid binding; zinc ion binding. The coding region runs from base 2305 to 3720 and encodes 471 amino acids. Lineage: Eukaryota; Metazoa; Arthropoda; Insecta; Coleoptera; Chrysomelidae. The record is from RefSeq and is a predicted model, not a curated record. The transcript is spliced from 2 exons.